Molecule: messenger RNA, 1431 nt
Organism: Paramecium octaurelia
Lineage: Eukaryota; Ciliophora; Oligohymenophorea; Peniculida; Parameciidae
Source: the annotation of a GenBank genome assembly
AUGCAAUAAAAGCGAAAUCAGGAAUAAUUGAGAAAUGCCUUAUAAUAACAACUGUUCCCAAAGAUGCAGAAGAAAAUCGAAUACUCGAAAGUGAAACCAAAAAGGUAUACGUCUAUUUAUAAAUGAACAAGGGCAAUUAGAAUUGAGGAUGCCAACAAUAGACUUCCUUAGACAUUUCCUCAAAUCGAAUCGAUGGAGAUAGACUUCCAAGCAAAAUAUAGAUUGGGAGAGAGAAUAGGGUAGGGAGCACACGGCGUGGUGAAAUAAGCAAUUAAGGAAGAUACAGGGGAGAUUGUGGCAGUCAAGAUUUCUAGUAGUGGAGAUCCUGAGUUGGUGAAGACUUUUACUGAAGCCUACAAAAAUGCAAGAAUGCUCAACCAUUAAUACAUAAUUAAAGUGUAUGAAUGCUACAUCGAUGAACAAUCAGAAGCUCUAUUUUUAGUGAUGGAGUACUCAAAUCUACGCUCAUUGGAAGAAGUAAUGCGUCAUACCAAAUUAACGUAUUUGUAUAAACGUCAAUUAGCGAAGAAUAGACCAAGAUUCUCAUCAGACACAUACUUCUGGCAUUGUAACAUAUCCACGAAAGAGGAGUCGCUCAUAGAGAUCUCAAACCAGAUAACAUUUUGAUCGAUCAAAAUUCAUUAGAUAUUAAAAUUAUAGAUUUUGGAGUUAGUAGAAGAUUUAAGAAAUAUAAUGGCAGAGAAUUCAUUGAUGUAGACAUGUGGACCAGAACUGGAAAUGUAUACUAUACAGCUCCUGAAAUUCUCAUAGGAGGUGGGUACAAUGAGAAAGUUGAUCUAUGGUCCUUGGGAGUAUGUUUAUUUCGUAUCCUCUCUGGAAAUCUUCCCUUCUUUAAGGAUAGUGUCUUGGGCACCACUAAGAUGAUAUUAAAAGGGAAAUUUGAGUUGGAUCAUAGCGUAUCACACUUGGCACGAGAUUUCAUAACGAGACUUUUAAACCCUAAUCCCCUAUAGAGAUUAUCUGCCUAAUGUAUAUUUAGAGAUUCACAUCUUAGUGGCCUUGCAGCAUCCUUGGUUGUAUUGUCAAAACUCUGAACGAUUAUCUCUCGAGAGUUCUUAACAUCCUAAAUCUAGUUACAGAACUAAUGAUGAUAUUAAGGACUUUAAUUAAUUUGAAAAGAAGAAUUCCUAUUACAGUAGAAAUUUGCAUAUGAGAAGUAAUACAAUGUCUAAGAGUCCGAUUGUGCAACAUGAUCGCCAAAUAUCGCCUAAAUCUCCUCUUGAAAUUUUGCAAAAUGAUAUUGAUGGAGAGAUUCAAUAAUCCCCCUUGAUUAAAUUGAAAAAAAUUUAACAUUAAAUGAACAAAGAAAUCAAUAUUAUAAGGAGAAGCCAGCAAAAUGAAUUGGGGUUUUUUAGGUUCAGAAUGCCAAACCAAUUUGGAAAUCGAAAUCUUCUACAAGAUUAUUAAUGA